AAUGGCGGCGAUGUUAAAGGAUAAAAAUCAAUUACAGUUUGAGGAUAACUGGCCUCAAAUGAGGCCAACUAUUUUGAAACUUUUACGUCAGGAACCUGUCAGCAGAAGUGAAUGGCAAGAUUUAUUCUGGUUAGUGCAUUCUGUUUGUCUUUGGGAUGAUAAAGGUCCACCAAAAGUUUAUACUAAUUUACAAGAAGAUAUUUUAGAAUUUAUUAGACAAGCACAAACUAGGGUUUUGGCUCAUCAAGAAGAUCAAGCUCUUCUUAAAGCUUAUAUUGCUGAAUGGAGAAAAUUUUUUACUCAGUGUAAUUACUUACCUAUGCCAUUUGGUCAAUUAGAAGCUACAUUAGCUGGUAAAUCUGCUUCUGUCCAAAAGAAAGGACAAAAUGAAGAAAGUAUAGUUAGAAAGCUUAUGUUGGAUAGUUGGAAUCAGAGUAUAUUUUGUAAUAUUAAACAUCGACUUCAAAAUAGUGCCAUGAAACUCGUCCAUGCGGAACGUAAUGGUGAAGCAUUUGACUCUCAAUUGGUAAUUGGAGUAAGAGAAUCAUAUGUAAAUCUCUGUUCAAAUACUGAAGAUAAACUUCAGAUUUAUCGAGAGAAUUUUGAGAAAGCUUAUAUUGAGGCUACAGAAUCAUUUUAUCGAGCAAAAGCACCACAAAUUUUAGAGGCUAAUGGUGUACAAAAUUAUAUGAGAUAUGCAGAUCAAAAAUUAAAAGAAGAGGAACAACGAGCAUCAAAAUAUUUAGAAUCCUAUUUUGGAUCUGUUCAAGCAGAUUUGGUGACCGACUGUUGCCUUUCUGUUGACAUUGGCUUCUUGGUUUAUACACUUAUUGUUAUUAAUGUAACUAUUAAUAACAGUAACAAAUAUUUAGGGUUACAACUGAUGUUCAAACUGAUGGAUCGUGUUCCUGAUGGAAUAACUCCUAUGCUUCGUGAUUUAGAACUACAUAUUGUUGACCAAGGCUUAGCAGAUAUGAUUGCUUCUGCUGAUAUUAUUACUCAGGUCAAUUACUUGAUAAGGCAAUUGACUUUUCAAACUGAGAAAUCAAAUUCUCUAAAAGUUCCAAGAUUUUUCUUGGAAGAAUUUGACAUUAUCAAUCUCACAAACAUUAAGUUUUUGUCUAAAAAAAUGAAUAGGUCAUCAGUGUUGUCUGAUGCAGAACUAUAA
Molecule: messenger RNA, 1168 nt
Organism: Centruroides sculpturatus (bark scorpion)
Lineage: Eukaryota; Metazoa; Arthropoda; Arachnida; Scorpiones; Buthidae
Product: cullin-5-like
Exons: 9
Coding region: 2-1168 (388 amino acids)
Biological process (GO): protein ubiquitination; SCF-dependent proteasomal ubiquitin-dependent protein catabolic process
Cellular component (GO): Cul5-RING ubiquitin ligase complex; SCF ubiquitin ligase complex
Molecular function (GO): ubiquitin protein ligase binding
Source: RefSeq, a predicted model, not a curated record